CGCUAUCGAACAGGGGUUUGUAUGUGCCGGUGUUUUGUUUUUGCUGGCGAAACACAUCAACUGGCUGCAGCGUACGCUCAUGUUAGGCAAUUCGACUGAUAUCUUAUUGAUUUCUGUGUGUGCACAUCAGUUUGCCAAAAAAGAAUGCGCUCAAUCAAUGCACAAAUUAUUUGCAGCAUUCUGUUGAGCUGCCAAUACGUGCAGUGUACCUUGUCUCCCCACAGCAAAAGCAAGAGCAAACAAAGAGAAUCGAAAUUUCUACGUGGUCCACAGGACAACGAUGUGUUUACCUUGGAUUUGGUGUCAGUGGAGCCACUGGCGAAGGACAUACUAAUACAUCAUGAGAGCUACUAUAAGGACACGGCGUUACGGCGUUUCAAUGGCACUGUGCUGGGCUAUGUGACGCCGUGGAAUUCACAUGGUUAUGAUGUAGCCAAAAUCUUUGCCAAGAAAUUUGAUAUCAUCUCCCCUGUCUGGCUGCAAAUUGUGAAACAUGGCGAUGAUUAUGCUAUAGCGGGCGACCACGACAUCGAUGCCGGUUGGCUAAACGAUUUACGGCGCAAAGGCAAGGUGCAGCAAAAUCAGAGACUGCGUACAGUAAAAGUCUUUCCUCGCAUUAUCUUUGAUCACUUUACGGAUCGUGAUAUUAAGCUGUUGCUGAGCGAUGCAAAGGAGCGCACAUCGUUAAAUGAAAUGCUGAUCCGAGUAUGCAAACAGCAUGGAUUCGAUGGCUUGGUCCUGGAGGUGUGGUCGCAGCUGGCAGGACGUAUAGACGAUAAGAUACUCUACACCUUAGUGCUGCAAAUGGCCAAGGAGUUGCAGAAGAAACAAAUUAGGCUUAUACUAGUCAUUCCGCCACAACGCAAGGGCAUGCCCAAUUUGUUUGGCGAGAAGCAUAUGGAUAGGCUAUACAAGUACAUAUAUGCCUUCUCCCUGAUGACAUAUGAUUACUCCACGGUGCAGCGACCAGGCGCAAAUGCUCCCCUCUAUUGGGUACGCUCGGCUGUGGAGCACAUUGUGCCUGAUGGUUGCCCAGAAAUGGAGGUGAAGCGUGCUAAAAUAUUGUUGGGUCUGAAUAUGUAUGGCAAUGAUUAUACGCCCGAUGGCGGAGGACCCAUUACAUACGGGCCGUACUUGGAGCUGGUCAGACAUGUGAAGAAGCAACUGACCCAUGAUGAACGCGACAUGGAGAACUUUUUCGAGAUUAGAACUGAGACUGGACGUCACAUUGUGUUUUAUCCCACGCUUUAUUCGAUCAAUGAGCGUAUCCAAUUGGCACAGCAGCUAGGCGUUGGCAUCUCUAUUUGGGAGCUAGGCCAAGGAUUGAAUUACUUUUACGAUCUCUUUUAAAAGGCAACGCAUUCCAGUCUAGUGAAU
Messenger RNA from Drosophila hydei, 1377 nucleotides. RefSeq names its product chitinase domain-containing protein 1. Gene Ontology annotation, cellular component: extracellular region. The record is from RefSeq and is a predicted model, not a curated record. The transcript is spliced from 6 exons. Gene Ontology annotation, molecular function: chitin binding; oligosaccharide binding. The coding region runs from base 145 to 1350 and encodes 401 amino acids. Gene Ontology annotation, biological process: carbohydrate metabolic process. Lineage: Eukaryota; Metazoa; Arthropoda; Insecta; Diptera; Drosophilidae.